GGCUAUUGUUGAGGAGAGACAGGAACAUGUUUGGAGGAGAAUGGCAAGAUGGAGAAGACCCGGCAUAUUCACUUUGUUUGGGAUGGAUUGUCCUGUCCUCUUGCCUCUCCAGUGGUGUCAGCUGUGAUGUGGAUGGCGAUCCUCCUGCUGUUCCUGCAUGCCUGUGCUUUGUUGCAAGUUUCACUUGUGUUUGCCGCUGCUGGUCCUGCCACUGUUUCAUCACCAUGCUGACUCCUGAGGCUAUGAUAUCUGAGAUCCACAAACAGAUCACAGAUGCUUUUGAUGUGUUUGAUCAUGAGUUCAACAAGACCGUAGAUGUGAGGGAGGUUGGUACCAUUAUACGCUCACUAGGUUGCUGCCCCAGUGAAGGAGAACUUCAUGAUCUUCUGGCAGAGAUUGAAGAAGAAGAACCCACAGGGUACAUUCGGUUUGAGAAGUUUCUUCCAACCAUGACCAAAGUGUUGAUGGAACGAAGAUACAGACCUAUUCCAGAGGAUGUUCUCUUGCGAGCCUUUGAGGUUUUAGAUCAAGAAAAGAAAGGCCACCUUGAACCGGAGGAGCUUACUAAAUACAUGUCUGAAGAAGGAGAACCCUUUACACAAGAGGAAAUGGAGGAGAUGCUGUCUGCAGCCGUAGAUCCUGAUAAAAAUGUGAUUCUUUACAAGGACUACGUGGCGAUGAUGACCGUAGAAGAUAACUAAUGCAGCUGGAUUCCAGCUCCUUUCUAUUUAAAUUGUGAUGUUAUUUUAAAAUGUAGUUUAUGUCAUUUAAAUUAAUUAAUAGCACUGUAAUUAUAGAAUUACAGUACCAUUGGACUGCAUUAGCAAGACCAGCGUGGAUUGGACUCUGCUCCCCAAUCAAGCCAGGCAAACUUUUAUUUUCCCUCUAUGGUUGCCUGUUUUCUGAUCACAUCAUAGCAGGUUUAACAGGUCCCGCACUGCUCACAUUGCUACAGGCCCCUGAUUAUUUUAACAAGCAACCCACUGGUCCGAAUUACAAGAAGCACUCUAUCAAUAAUAUACUGGAAGCAGAUCUGGGGUCAUCGUGACUGAUCACUGGGAAGGUAAAGUCAAGGAACUACCUCCAACACAAAGGCUUGCAGUUAGUGAUUGCUUUCCCUUUUAGAAUUUAGUGUUUUCUUCUGCUUAUUUUGUUUUUUCUAAAAGUGAUUGACUUAAACAUAUCUAUAAUACCCGACAGUGACAACAUCCAUGCCUCAAUGGCAUACAUAAAAAAGAUAAAUACAAUGCAUAAAUAAAAAAAAGUUCCAGCAAAAAUAAAAUAUUUAAUGAUAGGUAAUUAUCCGAUUUACAGAGGAGUUAUAAUACUGAAACUAUAGUCUACCAGUCCAUAAUCCGUGCUGUAUUAAUACUUAAAAGCACAGUGAACAAUAUGAUUUUUCCUAGGUUUUAUAGAUAUAUUUAAGAAUAUUGAAAUAGAAUAAAUAGACCCAAGUACAAUUGUAUACACAUUUACAGUACUUCAGUCUUACCCUGUACCUGCUUCUACUGAUCCCGGUUAAGGUGGAACAGUCCAAGUCAUUGUACCUGCUUCCAUUGAUUGUGGUUGAGGUGGAACAGUCCAAGCCACCCUGUAGUUGACCUUGUGGGUCCUUGGCAGUGUCUCUAAAGCUAAAGGGUUACAACAUGUCACCCUUAAAUGCUGCUACUCAUCAUCCUAAAGGGACACCAUACCUUAAUGGAAAAAGAAACAUUCCUAAAUAUAUAUCUUGGAUCACAUAAAUACAAAUCAAUUUUUUAAAAUUAAAAAUCUUGAAUUAAUAUCAGCUAAUGAUUGUGUCUCUUUUUAGUGAGAAGUAUUAUACCAUUCUAGCAGUUUCUUUGUUCUAAAUCAGGAAGCUUCUCAGGGCUCACACAGUAUUUGAAUAGGACCAGCAGCAGCACAGCCCUGUAACCCUUUAACCAAAUGCACUGUAUACAUAUCACUAGCUUUACCAAAAUACAGUUCAGAAUAACGGUCUACAAAGCAUUCAAAUGUGUAUGAAAUGAGGUCUCAUGUACAAGCUCAGUAUAAACUUUGUAU
This is a messenger RNA of Polyodon spathula (Mississippi paddlefish), 2043 nucleotides long. RefSeq names its product EF-hand calcium binding domain 2 (gene drc8). Lineage: Eukaryota; Metazoa; Chordata; Actinopteri; Acipenseriformes; Polyodontidae. The record is from RefSeq and is a predicted model, not a curated record. The transcript has 7 exons. The coding region runs from base 27 to 701 and encodes 224 amino acids. Gene Ontology annotation, molecular function: calcium ion binding.